UGGUUGGGUGUUCGCUUGCGGUUCUGGGCGUGCUACUGCCUGCUGACUGCUGCGCUGAGUGACCAACUCCAAGAGUGUCUUCUCGACGCAGCCAUGGCCAGCGCCAAGAAGCUGCAGCUGCAGGAGAGGGUUCCCAUUGGCCGCACGGCGUGGAAGCUGGCCGACCUCGUCGUUCUCUCCCUCCUCCUUGCCCUCCUCGCCAGCCGCACCGCCUCUCUAGCCAGCGGCGCUGCGCCGCCGUGCUGGCUCACCGCGCUUGUCUGCGAGUCGUGGUUCACGCUCGUGUGGCUCCUCAACAUGAACGGCAAGUGGAACCCCGUCCUGUUCGACACGCACCCCGAACGCCUCUCCGAGAGGAUCGACGAGCUGCCGGCGGUGGACAUGUUCGUGACGACGGCGGACCCGAAGCUGGAGCCACCGGUGGUGACGGUGAACACGGUGCUCUCACUGCUCGCGGUGGACUACCCGGCCGGCAAGCUGGCGUGCUACGUCUCCGACGACGGCUGCUCGCCGGUGACGUGCUACGCUUUGCGCGAGGCCGCGGAGUUUGCCAAGCUCUGGGUGCCGUUCUGCAGGAGGCACGUCGUCGGGGUCAGGGUCCCCUUCGUCUACUUCUCCUCGGGGCCGGAUUACGGCGCGGCCAGUCACGAGCUCUUGGCCGAAUGGACAUCCAUGAAGAGCGAGUAUGAGAAGCUGGUCAGCCGGAUCAAGAACGUCGACGAGGGCUCCCUCGUGCGGCGCGGCAACGGCGAGUUCGCUGAGUUCUUGGGUGCUGAGCGCACGAACCACCCGACAAUAGUCAAGGUCCUGUGGGACAACAGCAAGAGCAGGGCAGGAGAAGGGUUCCCGAGUCUCAUCUACAUCUCAAGGGAAAAGAGCCCCAGAUACCGCCACCACUUCAAGGCCGGGGCCAUGAAUGUCCUGACAAGGGUGUCCGCCUUGCUGACCAACGCGCCCUUCAUGCUGAACGUGGAUUGCGACAUGUUCGCAAACAACCCGCAGGUCGUGCUUCACGGCAUGUGCCUCCUGCUGGGGUUCGAUGGCGAGGUCCACAGCGGGUUCGUGCAGGCGCCGCAGAGAUUCUACGGCGCCCUCAAGGAUGAUCCUUUUGGGAAUCAGAUGGAGGUUAUAUUUAAGAAACUUGGAUUUGGAAUCGCCGGACUUCAGGGCAUGUUCUACGGUGGGACGGGUUGCUUUCACCGAAGGAAAGUCAUUUACGGCUUGCCACCGGACUCCACCACAGAUGACAAACCCAGAAGGACAAAAGGUUCACCGUCUUACAAGGAGCUGCAGAUGAAAUUUGGCGGUUCAAAACAAUUGAUAGAAUCAGCUAGGAGUGUCAUUUCUGAAGACGUGCUCGCAGCAGCGCCAAUGGUAGAUAUAUCGAGUCGCAUCGAGGUGGCAAAGGAGGUGUCUGCCAGCAACUAUGAGAUCGGCACAUGUUGGGGUCAGGAGGUUGGCUGGGUUUAUGGGUCGGUGACGGAGGACAUUCUUACCGGGCAGCGCAUCCAUGCUGCUGGCUGGAGAUCGGCACUCUUGGAAACGGACCCGCCGGCGUUCCUAGGUAGCGCACCGACCGGAGGGCCGGCCAGCUUAACCCAGUACAAGAGAUGGGCAACAGGCCUUUUGGAGAUAUUCCUAAGCCGCAAUAACCCGUUCCUUCUCUCUAUCUUCAAGCAUCUCGAGUUCCGGCAAUGCCUUGGUUACCUGGUCCUCUACAUUUGGCCGGUAAGAGCGUCUUUUGAGCUCUGCUAUGCGCUGCUGGGACCUUACUGCCUCCUUGCAAACAGAUCUUUUUUGCCAAAGGCAUCAGAACCUGGUUUCAUCGUCCCGUUAGCCCUAUUCUUGACCUUCAACCUAUACUACCUCAUGGAGUACAUGGACUGCCGGCUCUCGGCCCGCGCCUGGUGGAACAACCACAGGAUGCAGCGGAUCGUCUCAGCCUCCGCCUGGCUCCUCGCGUUCCUCACCGUGCUCCUCAAGACCCUGGGCCUCUCCGAGACGGUGUUCGAGGUCACCCGCAAGGACCAGAGCACACCCGACGGCGACGCCAGUGCCAACGACGCCGACCCCGGGCGGUUCACCUUUGACUCGUCGCCGGUGUUCAUCCCCGUGACAGCGCUCACAAUCUUGAACAUCGUCGCGAUCGCCGUCGGAGCAUGGCGGGCGCUCGUCGGCGCGGCGGAAGGCGUGCCCGGUGGCCCGGGCGUCGGGGAGUUCGUAUGCUGCGGCUGGCUGGUGCUGUGCUUCUUGCCGUUUGUGAGGGGACUCGUGGGCAAGGGAAGCUACGGCAUCCCAUGGAGUGUCAAGCUGAAGGCUGCUCUGAUCGUGGCCGCGUUCCUGCACCUCUGCAGAAGAAAUUAAUAUUCGCGGCAUCGAAAGCCUAGUUUCAUCCCUGCUCAGAAUUACGAUAGUAACAGUAAGGAAGCAGAAACUACGUACGGAAUUGGAUCGAGCAACAUGUCUGCAGCUCCAUUAAUUCAUCAAAAUACUACAACAUGUUUGACGUCAGAUUGUACUUGUACGGUUUGAAAAUAAUUCUUGCAGAAGAAUGUAAAGCAAAGAAAAGGUAUCCCCCGUUUUGUUCAUUGAAUAAAACGCACAUACAUGUUAUCUA
Molecule: messenger RNA, 2617 nt
Organism: Phragmites australis (common reed)
Lineage: Eukaryota; Viridiplantae; Streptophyta; Magnoliopsida; Poales; Poaceae
Product: cellulose synthase-like protein H1
Exons: 9
Coding region: 94-2364 (756 amino acids)
Biological process (GO): plant-type primary cell wall biogenesis; cellulose biosynthetic process
Cellular component (GO): plasma membrane; trans-Golgi network
Molecular function (GO): mannan synthase activity; cellulose synthase (UDP-forming) activity
Source: RefSeq, a predicted model, not a curated record